Lodderomyces margitis is the source of this 1281-nucleotide messenger RNA. RefSeq lists its product as uncharacterized. The record is from RefSeq and is a predicted model, not a curated record. Lineage: Eukaryota; Fungi; Ascomycota; Pichiomycetes; Serinales; Debaryomycetaceae. The coding region runs from base 1 to 1281 and encodes 426 amino acids. The transcript has a single exon.
AUGACUGUUGAUACGUCUGGCUACCGCCAGGAGAAGAAUGGCAGUGCCAACGGAAUAGUGCCACAUAGAACACCAUCCCCAACGGAAAGAGCAAGUGUUCGAAGUCAGAGGGCCCGAAAACCAGACAUGCCGAUACAGUUCAAGGUGAGCCAGUUGUCAGCCUCGCCAAGCAGCCACAAUGACUCAGAAAGAUCAGUCACUCCGGAUUCGAAAAGGACUCCCAAAUCCAAGGGGUUGAACAUGUUUGCCGUGUCACCAUUAGCAUCUAGGAGCACAUUGCACAGUCAAGCAGGUGGAAGUGCCACACCUCAGCCACUGACCUCAGCAAAGAGGCGAUCAUCGGUACUAUCAAACAACACGCCCAUGCCCCUACUAUCAGAAUCCGACAAUGAGGCAGAGCCUCCUGUUGUCACAGUGCCAAGUAAAAAGUCGCCACCGCCAAACUACGACAUCCCACUACCGCUGAGCGAGCAGCUCCUACAAAUGAGUAUCGAUGAUCAACUAAGGAUACUCGCACUUAAAGAGAUGGCAAUUGUGCAAAUCAAGGACCAAAUCCAAAGCUUGAACGCCAAAUUGCGUGCAGAGGAGGGUGAGUUGCACAAGCUACGAGAAGUGGUGCAAAGAUCGUUGUAUCAGGAAAUCAGCGGUGCAGCAAGCAACACUGCUAAUAAGGUGAACAGGCAAAGGACCGACUCCAAUCCAAGGGACCAGGCCAUUGAGAGCAUCAGGGCCAAAAGGCGAUCUUCAUCGGGUGCAAGCUUGGGACAAGAGCAGAGCACGACUGAAGAUGGAGGUAAGCCAUCGAAGUUGUGGAGUGGGUUGACCAAACCGUUUAAUAUGUUGCAACAAUUUGACACAAUGCUUCAGAAUGAGUUUGAAAAGUCGUUGGUAUUGGACAAGGAGAGGCAGGAGCUGCAGAAUCAGCAGCAACAGAAGCAGCAGCAACAGAAGCAGCAGCUACAGCCGCAGCUACAGCCGCAGCGGUCGAGGGAGCAGACAAGACUGUCUCAUCAACUGCGCAACUCGGAGGACUCGACCGCAAGUACCGGCUCAAUUUCGUCCCCCUUGCGAUAUCAAACCGCACAAACUUUGACAGACUACAGGAACAGUGAAGCCCGAAGAUCGGACGACAUGAUCCAAACAGUGUCGUCUUCGAUAUGGUCGUUUGUCAACGACGUAAAACAGAACGUCUUGUCAUCAUUGAAUGAAGAGGAAAUGGCAGUGAGUGAUGGGUUUGAUGUCGACGAUCAGUCCAUUGAUUUUUCCAUGUACAAGCGGUAA